GUAUUUUCAUAUUUUAGAUUAAUUAUUUCACUUUCUGCCGUUUUAUGACAACAUGAGCCAUCAUCAUUGGCUAGUUGUUCAGCCAAUCCAGUGCGAAUGCGGAAAUGACGUAGGGACGCUAAAGAUGGCGUCAGAUUUAAACGGCUCGAAGGGUUGAUAGAGUCAUCAGCGGAGCCAUGCAGACAGAACCAGCGAGGCAGCGUGACCAGGUCAGGCGGGGGGAGAGCGGGCAGAGCCAAGCGGAGCCGCAGGGGACCCAGCAGAGAGCCGAGAGGAACUCCAAGGAGGAGAAAGCAAGGCUGAAAGAGACGAUCGGCGUCCUGCAGACAGCGAGAGAGAAGCCAGCAGGAGAGCGAGCGAGAAGGAGAACUGAAGGGGAAGAUGAGGAGACAGCAGGAGGAGAGCCUGGAGGGAGGAGAGACAGGAGCCGAGGAGAUGGAGGGAGGGGGAGGGAGGCGAGGAGCAGGGGGGCGGAGUCAGAAGGAGAGGACGGGGGGAAGACGUCUGAGUGUGUGAGGAGGAGAGUUCAACGGCUGGAGAGAGAAAAGCUGGAGCUGACGUCGAGUCACAACCAGGAGAUGUGUCAGCUGCAGGCGGAGCUGACCCGGCUCAGGUCGUCUGUGGAGCGAGGAGAGGCUCAGCGGGUGGAGCUUCAGUACCAGCUGACCUUGAGUCAAAGAGACGCCGACACAGCCUCGCAGCUCAGCAGGGACAAACACACACUCACAGAGCGAGCAACUGAGCUCCACAUGAAGGUUGAGGAGCUGCAGAAAGUUUUAGAGAUCACCCGGGAGGCCAGGAAGGAGGACCAGCAUGCUUUGCAGCAGGAAGUGGAGGAGCGCAACGGACUGAUUCAGAGCUUCAACUCCGAAAACCAACGACUGCACCAACUGCUGCAGGAUCAGGAGGAGGCGCUGGAGGAGUCUGAGAGGAGACUGCUGGAGCUGCUGAAGGAGAGAGAGAAGGAGACAGAGGUCAAUAGACGACAAGAAGACCAAAUGAAACAUCUGAUGGAGAGAGAGGAGAGGAGCAGGAGGGACAGGGAGCUGGUGGAUCAGAGGGUGAAGAGUCUGGAGUUGAACAUCGAGGUGGAGCGAGCCGCUCACCUGGAGUCCAAGAUCAACUCUGAGAUCAUCCAGGUGAGAGUGCGUGACGUGGAGGUGGCGCUGACAGUGGAGCGUUCGGGCCACCAGGAGGCGCAGUCGAGCCUGGAGCUGCUGAGAGGCGAGUUCAGAGAGGUGGAGCGAGUUUACAACGUGGAGAGAGAGAGGAGGGGACGUACUGAGCGCGCUCUGGAGAGUUUGCAGGAGGAGUACGAGCGGUGCAAGUCCGACUUUAACGUUGCCAUGGAAACGGAGAGGAGAGCAAACGCUGAGCUCACAGGACGUCUGGAGGAGGAGAAGAAACGGCACACUGACACGCUCACACUUCUCGAGCAGGCGUCUCGCCGACAGUCGGACAGCGAGGAGGCGUUCCUGAACUUUGUGAAAAACAUCAGAGAAACACUCCAUCAGGAGGACAGCUCAGCAGGAAGUAGUCCUCCAGCAAAGCAUGAUGGGAACCUGAGUCCUUCUGCUGAUGUCCUGCAGCUGCUGACGACAACGCUGAGCAGCUGCAGGCGCCGACUGAAGACGACUGAGGAACAGGUCCAGGAUCUUGUCUCUUCAUCAGAGAGGUUACAGGAGGAGAAGCAGACGCUCCAUCAGCUGACCUCUGAUCAGAGUCGACAGCUGGAGGAGCUGCAGCAGACGUCCACCAAGCUGGAGCAGGAAGUGACUCGUCUGCUUCAGGAGAGCUCUGAUUGGUCCAUGCAGAGCCAAGGCCUGAAGGCGGAGCUGGAGAAAGAGAGAGAGGCGAGGGGGCGAGAGAGAGAGGAAAGGGGGCGAGAGAAGGAAAGAGAGAAAGAGGAGAGGAUGACAGAAGUCCAGAAGAUAAUGGAGCACUACCAAGAAGAGUCAAAGGCCCGGCUGUCCUUCCUCUACCAUCUCUAUCAGCGCCUUCUCGCCGGCUGCGUCCUCCUCGAUCAGCCACAGAGCAUUCUGGGUAACUUCACCUGGGAGGAGCUGUGUGAUGUCAUCAGCGAGCAUGUGGACCAGCAGAGCUCUGACCUCCGGAGGGCCGAUGACAAGAUCGCCCACCUGCAGCGAGUGUGUAAGAAGAAGGAUGUGUGUGUGCGCCAGCUGCAGCGCAGUCAGGAGUGUGUGUUGUCUCGUCUGGAGGAGAGCGUGAGGAAGAGGGAGGAGGCGUGGAGCCGCCGACACACACACACCGUCACACAGCUGCAGAACAAGCUGCAGCUGUGUCGCUCUCAGUGUGACUCUCUCCGAGACCACGCCUCCUCUCUGGAGCUCCGCCUCUCCUCUCUGACCUCUGACCUCUCUCGUAGCCGCGAGGAGUCAGCCUCCUUCCUGUCAGCCUGCGCCCUGCUGGCGGGGGCGCUCAGACACGCCCACCUCUGCCUGCACGCACUCUGCACGCAGAAACGUGUCCUGAGCAGACGUCUGGCGGAGAGGGAGGAGCUAGAGGAGGAGGUGAGGUGGCUGGCGGGCGCUUUAGGAGGAGAAGAAGACGCAGAGGAGAAGAAGAAGAGAAGAAGAAGAAGAGCUGUGGGCCGCUGGAGGAGGAGUGUGUGUGUGGUGUUGGCGGUGAGGAGGUGGUGCCAGCUGGCCAAUCAGACGACACUGUUAUUCCGGGUGGAGAGAGGAGGCGGGGCAGCUGUGGUUGUGUGUGGAGGGACGACCACGGCGACACAGGAGAGUCCAGGUGAACCAAUCACAGAUAGAGAUGGAGGUCGAGAAGCUGAGUGUGCUCGCUGGCUUCACUCUAAAACACUCUCCUCCAUCAUCCUGUCCUCCAUGAGCGACCUGCAGGGGGCGCUGACACACACUGGCUCCUCCCCUCUAGCUGUGAUGUCAGCAGCUCGUUCUGCUUUGUCCCGCCUCCUGGAUCACCUUCUUGACCAAUCAGAUUUGAGGCCUCCAGGCAGAGUGGACGAGGACGCACUGAAGAUCGACCUGGACAAGAGGACGUCUCCACAAACCAACACAAAGGGUUUAGUCUCCGCCCUCCAGCAGCACUUCCUGCUCUUCAGUCAACGGCUGCACUCUGCCGAGGUGGAGAGGCGGAGCCUGAGGUUGGAGGUGGUCAAUCUGAAGAGAGGACUGAAGCGUGAGAGAGAGGGAGCCUGCGAGACGGCUGCUGAGAUUCUUCAAACUUCUCCACCCGCCCACCUGGAAACCCCUCAACCUGUUCCCCUCCCUUAUUCGCUGAAGAAGCCUCCAGGCCAUUUAAGCACCGCCCCCUCUCUGUCAAACCCCGCCCCCUCACACCCCCCGCUCUCUAAAACCCCCAGAGCCAAAAAGAAAGAGAAGAAAGCCGUGAAGAAGAACAGAGGAGGUCCAACAUGAGCGCCCCCUUCUGGUUUUGUUUUUUCCUGAUGGAGUCACGACAUGUAGCAUCCUGGAGGUCCUGGAGUUCGGAUUUCAAGGCCUUGAAAAUCUGGAAUGAAUAUUUAUGAAGGUUUUCCA
Messenger RNA from Labrus mixtus (cuckoo wrasse), 3527 nucleotides. Its product is annotated as coiled-coil domain-containing protein 171-like. The coding region runs from base 177 to 3407 and encodes 1076 amino acids. The transcript has 20 exons. The record is from RefSeq and is a predicted model, not a curated record. NCBI's taxonomy places the organism in Eukaryota, Metazoa, Chordata, Actinopteri, Labriformes, Labridae.